AUGGGUGGUGCAGAAAUCAACGUUGCCUAUGACGGCACAUUCGCCGACCUCAGCUCCGCUGGGGAAAGCAUGUUCCCCGUCGACGACACCUUCGACUUCAACCAGUUCAUGUCCGCCACCGAUGGCUUCACCGCCAUCAACGGCGUCGCUGCAACUGGCGGAGUCACCGUCUCGCCCAAGGACAUUUUCAACAACGACUCUGUUCCCCCAUCCACAUCUUUCACCAACCUGACCACUCCUGGCUCUGCUUAUCUCGAGACCCCGGACGAGGAAUACCAGACGUCUCCCCUCCUCGGCACCUUUGACUGCGACAGCCAAGGCGCCGACAACUGGUACUCGCUCUUCCCCGACGAUGGCCCACCCGCCAUGAUCCGCACUACGUCCACAUCUUCAGCCAAUCAAAUCGUAGUGCAUCCUGGCGGCGAAGGCAACCGCAAGCGCAGCACAACUCUUGCAUCUCCCACCCCGUUCACCCCGGUCAUGAAGCAUUCGACCGCGGCCGGCGUGGGCGCUCGCAAGCGUGACAAGCCCCUCCCUGCCAUCAUUGUCGACGAACACGAUACCGUUGCCCUUAAGCGUGCCCGCAACACGGCCGCCGCCCGCAAGUCUCGGGCGAAGAAGGUGCAGGAGCGCGAUGAACUGGAGUUGAAGAUUGCCGACCUGGAGGCACAGGUCGAGCAUUGGAAGUCUAUGGCCCUCACCGGUCACCCACCGGCCGAGAGUGUGGAGGAGUAA
Messenger RNA from Neohortaea acidophila, 735 nucleotides. RefSeq lists its product as uncharacterized. The transcript has 2 exons. The record is from RefSeq and is a predicted model, not a curated record. Gene Ontology annotation, biological process: regulation of DNA-templated transcription. NCBI's taxonomy places the organism in Eukaryota, Fungi, Ascomycota, Dothideomycetes, Mycosphaerellales, Teratosphaeriaceae. Bases 1 to 735 code for a protein of 244 amino acids. Gene Ontology annotation, molecular function: DNA-binding transcription factor activity.